Anisakis simplex (herring worm) is the source of this 1311-nucleotide messenger RNA. The record is from the annotation of a GenBank genome assembly. Lineage: Eukaryota; Metazoa; Nematoda; Chromadorea; Rhabditida; Anisakidae.
AUGGAUCGUCGUGGUGCGUUCCGUGGUGGUUUUGGAAGUUACAGUUUUGGAAGUUUCGGCGGUAGUUUCGACGGUCGUUUAUCAAACGGCUCACUGGAUCGCAACUGGGCCAGAUCAAGGUUUAUCACUUGUAUUAAAUUUCUUCGUCAACAAUUUCGGCAAGAACAGCAGUAUCAAGCUUCUGUCGCAAAUGCAUUUGAUGGUGGUAAUGCUAUCGCUUACAAUCCUGGUGGCAACUUAUUGUAUGCGAAUCAGCCGGGCUUCAUACUUGCAAGAAUCAAUGGUGCUAAGCAUCGUCUAUCGUGUAAUGAUCAAUUGUUGAGCUGUGCUCGCGAUCAGUUCAUAUCUAAUAUGAGAAUGGAUGCUAACCGUCGUCAUCGCUGUUAUCGUCGUCAGUCGGCUGGUUAUGGUGAUGGCCAACAACCGUCGUCAGAGCAACAAGAAAAUGUUUGUAGAAAUUACGGACACCGACGACAACAAGAGCAUGCGCGACAAGUUGCAGCUGCUGCUAGCGGCUGGCAUAGUAGUACUGGUAUUGCUGGUGCCGAUGAUACUGCUACCUGUUUUGUUGAUGCAUUUGGUGACGAAUCUUCGUUCAGAUCGCGCGGUAAUGCAGCUCUUGGUGGUAGACCAGGAAUAAUUUCAAGUCGCCGUGUGACUACGGAUGUCGAUAAAUCGUGGACACCUGUCACAAAAUUGGGUCGUUUAGUAAAAGAUGGAAAAGUGAAAACAAUUGAGGAAAUUUAUUUGCAUUCAAUGGCAAUCAAAGAAUAUCAAAUAGUGGAUCAACUGCUGCCACAUAUGCGUGAUGAAGUACUAAAAAUAGUGCCCGUGCAAAAGGUGACUCGAGUUGGUGUCCGAACACGUUUCAAAGCAUUUGUUGCUAUUGGUGAUCGUGCCGGUCAUGUGGGAUUAGGUGUCAAAUGCGCUAAAGAGGUUGCAACCGCAAUACGUGGCGCUAUCUAUAAUGCGAAAACGGCAGUCGUACCAGUGACCGGCAUUUAUGAUGACGUUUAUAUGCGUUUAUAUCCAGCGCCGCGUGGUACAGGAAUUGUUGCACCACCGGUGGUAAGAAAAAUCUUGGAAUUGGGUGGUAUACAAGACUGUUAUACGUCGGUGAAUAAUCCGUCAACGUUGGGACCGCUCACGAAAGCCACAUUCUCGGCCAUUCAGAAAACGUAUUGGUAUGUUGCGCCGCCACCAACCGUCAGAAAUAUGAUCGAUUCGUCGACGGCUGAUGCUGAGAGUUAUGAGAGAAAGUUACAAACACAGUGGCAAUUUCUUGAGCGUAAAAUUAUACUGAGUAAUUAA